This is a messenger RNA of Agrilus planipennis (emerald ash borer), 898 nucleotides long. RefSeq names its product farnesol dehydrogenase. The transcript is spliced from 4 exons. Bases 45 to 797 code for a protein of 250 amino acids. The record is from RefSeq and is a predicted model, not a curated record. NCBI's taxonomy places the organism in Eukaryota, Metazoa, Arthropoda, Insecta, Coleoptera, Buprestidae. Gene Ontology annotation, molecular function: oxidoreductase activity.
UUGGUUUCUCUCCAAAACCAGUGAUACCGAACCCACUAUAGAAAAUGGAACGUUGGGUAGGAAAAGUAGCCAUCGUAACUGGCGCUAGUUCUGGAUUAGGGGCUGCAAUAGCCGAAGCACUGGUUAAACAAGGUCUAAUUGUUGCUGGAUUUGCUAGAAGGAAAGAACGGGUCGAAGAGCUUGCGAAAAAAUUAGAAGGGGCCAAGGGCAAGCUUCAUGCGGUCAAGGUUGACAUAACAAAAGAGAACGAGAUCAUAGACGGAUUCGAGUGGGUUAAGAAGAACCUGGGGCCGGUGCAUGUUCUCAUAAACAAUGCGGGGGUUGCAAGAACGACCUCGUUAAUUGAUGGUGAAACGCAGAAAUGGAAAGAUAUAUUGGACACGAACGUGUUAGGAUUGAGUAUAGCGACAAGGGAAGCUGUUAAAGACAUGAGAGCUAACAAUGUAGACGGUCAUAUCAUUCACAUUAACAGUAUCGUCGGUCAUAGGGUGAUAAACUACCCCGGCGUCAACGCUUAUCCUGCCAGCAAACAUGCUGUUACAGCCCUGGCUGAAACUCUAAGACACGAAUUUAUUCAUAACAAAUUAAAAAUUAAAAUAACAAGUCUAAGUCCAGGACACGUGGACACUGAGUUUCAAAAAGCAGCCGGCAUGAAAGUUGACCCUAACACGUCUUUCAGCAAGAUCAAGGGUUCAAAUCCGGAAGAUAUAGCAAACGGUGUUUUGUACGUUCUAGGUACCCCUCCUCACGUGCAAGUCCAAGAAUUGACAAUUGCGGGGAUUGACGAGCCAUACUAAUAACCGUUUAAUUAAUUUAAUACACCAAUUUGUUGUUUUGAUUUAUUCUAUUUACUGUAAUGCAAAUUAAAAACCGAAUAAAGGCAUUUUUUAAAUCUAAA